This is a messenger RNA of Polypterus senegalus (gray bichir), 1315 nucleotides long. RefSeq names its product NME/NM23 nucleoside diphosphate kinase 6 (gene nme6). NCBI's taxonomy places the organism in Eukaryota, Metazoa, Chordata, Cladistia, Polypteriformes, Polypteridae. The transcript has 6 exons. Gene Ontology annotation, molecular function: nucleoside diphosphate kinase activity. Gene Ontology annotation, biological process: CTP biosynthetic process; UTP biosynthetic process; GTP biosynthetic process. The record is from RefSeq and is a predicted model, not a curated record. Bases 217 to 768 code for a protein of 183 amino acids.
AGCUUGUCAGGGUUUUUGAGUUUGAUGCACCAUAACUGAAAGCUCAAAUUUCAAUGAAUUCUCUUUUAUUACGCGUUUUAAAUCAAUCACAUCCAUAUCGGCAGUCAUUAUUACAGUAUUAGAGAGAUCUUUUUAAAUGCGGUGGUACAAACGUUAAAGUACAUUGUGCGGCUUUGUUUUCGAUCCGGACCUACGGCAUCUGCAGCACGAGGUGGGAUGGUUUUCCUGGCUGUCAGGCGAGCAAAAGCCUUGCAAAUUACCCUGGCUAUUAUUAAACCUGAUGCAGUGGCACACCCUUUGAUCUCUGAAGCUAUCCAUCAAAAAAUCCUUGACCAGCAGUUUGUUGUAGUGAGGUCUAAAGAAUUAAUAUGGAGGAAAGAAGAUUCGGAACGCUUCUAUGCAGAGCAUAAAGGACGGUUCUUCUACCAGAGACUUGUUGAAUUCAUGUCAAGUGGACCAAUGAGAGCAUACAUCUUGGCACGAGAAAAUGCAGUUAGUCACUGGAGAGAACUGAUGGGACCUACGAAAACGUAUAGAGCCCGAUAUUUAUCCCCAGAGUCCAUACGUGGAAAGUAUGGUUUGACAGACACUAGAAACACGACCCAUGGUUCAGACUCGCUAGAUUCUGCAGAAAGAGAGAUCACCUUCUUCUUCCCAGAGUUUAACAAGAAGUGUUGGUAUGAAAUGGAUGAACCUCUCAUCAGAGCCGGAUAUUACAGCUAUAGUAAAGAACAACAGAUACACAUGCCAUGCACGACACGUUCUUGACGAGACUACAGUACUUAAUGUCAGUAAAUGUUAUUGAAGACUGUCAAGUGCAUUCAUACUGAGAAAGGAAAUGGGCAGAAAAAAAUCAUUUUAUUUAUUAGACCUUUUCAUUAAAAAUGAAGCCAUUUUCACAAAAGCAUAGAAUUCUUUUUGCAUUGUUGAAGAAUUUAUUGUUUUGUGGUAAAAUGAAUAAUAAUAAUGUAAUAUAUAAAUAAUGGAGAAUAAAAUGUUUAUAAACCAGUUAUGAAUAUGCAAGUAGGACAAAUUAAAGUUUUACUUCAUGAAAGAAGUUUGAUUUUACACCCAGGUGCAGGUAAACCACUCUCACCAAAUGUAACAAGGUUUAAAUUGUCAUAUUUUUGUACAGUUUAGUUUAUUGUGAUCACAUUUUUAUGACGGUGGUUUUCAAGUUCAGUCCUGGUGUUUCCACUUGGCUGCAAGUUUUUAUUUCUACCGAUUUAACAUUCACAUCAUUUGUACUUCUUAUUGAUCUCAUUGUGUACUUAGGUGGCAAACAAAUAUUUGUGAGAAACUUCUCUAUAUCGCA